AGUCAGCUGUUUCCGUGUUUGGGGUGGAAGAAGGGAUUUGAUGGUUACUUGUUUCCAUGUUUGACACUUGAGUUCCCAACCAUGUAGUGGCCCUCGGCGGUGCUGCUCCGUGUAAUCCCCGCUGUAACUUACCACAUUCGCGGGAUCUUUGUCCAAUAUGACGGACGUAUUUCACGGCUUCGAGCUGCUGCUGUUCCGUCGCUUCCAGUCUCAUCCUGAGUUGUGGAUUGAGUGGAGAGACAAGCUAGCCAAGAAGAUAAGCGAAAAGGGGACUCUGAUCGACGAUAUUGAGGAUAUUGGGGAGAUCCCCCAAAGCCUAUGGUAUCUGUCUGUGACUCUCCACCGUCGUCAGCGCUACCUGCUGGAACUCGUUCAGAAAGAGGUGCAGAGGGAGAGAGAGAAGCGUCUGCCCAAAGCUGGAGAAACACUGCUGUCUCGCUACCUGUCUAGUCAUCAGUUCACCGAGUUCUACCUGGACUCCAUGUUCAAGUAUGGUGACGACAACAGGCUUCCUAGAGAGCUCUUCAAGUGUGCCAAUGUGAGGUUCCUGUCUCUGAAGUACAACAGCCUGGACCGCAUCCCGGCUGAAAUAGGCCGGAUGCACAAACUGGAAUACCUGGCGCUGACCAAUAACAAGCUGCAGGUGCACUCCCUCCCCCACACUCUCACGUUCUGCAAGAAUCUCCGGACAGUCCUCCUUGACAACAACCUGCUGGACGCUUUGCCUGGAUUCCUGCUUCAAAUGCCAUCAAUACAAACCGUCCAUCGCCAUGGCAAUCACAACUAUUUCAAAGCCACGUUUAUGUGGUAUCAUACUGACGUGAACUACAGGAUCAUACCGGUAGCCGGUAGCAACGACUGUAACCUGUACCGCAGCUAUGAGCGGCUUCAGUUCUGGGCUGCCAAGGCUGUGAUCAGUUCCAAGAAGGACUUCUUCUGUGACAAUUCAGUAGCCCCUGUGUUGAAGGACUACAUUUCGGAUAUCUAUUAUUUUUUCCAUAUCUGCAACUACUGCAACAAAGCUCAGCUAGGACACUUACAAGGAUACAAAGUAAUAACAUUUAAAAACCCAUACUUGGGCAACACAUGUGUGCCAUUCCAACACUGGGCGUGCUCACGGGAGUGUGCGGAGAAACUGGAAGUGCCGGCACGCAAAGAGCAGAUAGCAGCUGCAGAAGAACUUGACAGGCGAUAUGACGAGUAUGUCAUGGAGUGUCACAAGAAGUUCUAUUCCCGACGAGCUCAUCCGGUGUUAUCCUGUAGCUCAGGAUCUUUAUCGGAAGCUGUCAACCAGAUGCAGAUGACCGAGACGAGUGCAACUGUGAGCCCUGCCACCCCCCAGGAAGAUACCACCAAGUGUCAGUGUUCCGUGUCUUGAUGGCGGAGACGUGUUUAGAACACGUACAAAACAUGCAAAAACAGUGGAGGACAUUGUGCUGACUGUAUACAUCACAUAGGUAACCAUGGUAACAGAGGGCAGCUUCACAAAUGUGUUGGAAAAUAACCAUGUUUAUGAAAUUCUUACAUUUUCAAAUCUUCCAUAUUUCCAUUUAUCAUACUUUAUGAAUUAUGAAUUUAAUUAUGAUCAUGAUGACAAAGAAACAUAAUGAAAGUCCAAAGUAUAAUACUUUCACGUGUAACCAUGGUAACAGAGUAUUUCCAUGAUAUUUACCUUGAUUACAUGUGUGAAUCGUUGCUUCAGAUGCUCUUAAUGGUGCAAUGGAUUGAUAGUACAUAGAUGUGUAGCUGGUCCGACCAAACCUUUAGCCUUACUGUUGUACCGUACCACAGCAAACAUGGCAAAGGUGUAAGUGACUUAUUGUGCGUGCCACUCUAUACUUAACCAGGUUACUUGAAAAAAUGAUACCAGAGCAAUAGGUCUGGAGAGUUGAAUGUUGAUAAAUCUAAGCUGCUACUGAAAUGUAUCCAGCCGAAAUCCAGCCAUCAAACUAACCAACUGCCCAUUUUAACAUUGGUGGCCAUUUUGAACAAUGCAUGUGAACAUGUUGAGAGCAUGCAGAGGGAACUUGGAUGUUCAUUGAGAACAUGUAGUCUGUCUCACAGUCCCUGAAUCAUUUUAUUUUUCCUUUCCCCAACCCUUCAUGUAAUGCUAUAGAUCUAAAAAAGCAAGUCUAGAUUUUCCACAGGUUCAGAAUGUCGUCCAAUCUCACUGGGUCACUUUUCAAUUUAAACGUUGCAGCUUGUUUCUAUCAAAAUUAUGUAGUUUUGGAGACUAACCAUUGGUCUAUGAGAACAUGUGACAGAGGAUGUUCUAGAGCUUGUUUGUUUGUUUGUGUUUUCUGACUGAAACAGGGGCGGUCGGGUAGCCUAGUGGUUAAAGCGUUCGCUCGUCACGCCAAAGACCCGGGUUCGAUUCCCGACAUGGGUACAAUGUGUGAAGCCCAUUUCUGGUGUCCCCCGCCGUGAUAUUGCUGGAAUAUUGCUAAAAGCGGCGUAAAACCAUACUCACUCACUCACUCACUCUGACUGAAACAUUAUUUUCUACUAUUGGACAGAAUGAAACCAAGUCCUUCUUGACAAUUUUAUUUUGAAGCACCAGGCCUGGUACUGUACAGGAAGACGCAGUUGCCUGGGGUGACACGUAGAUCAGUCUUCCAACAUAUUUCAGACCUUAUGUCUCAAUUACAUUAACAACAAAUUGUAUCCUGUCUGACAUUCCCAGUAUUUGGAAGUGUCUUUGUUUGGCACAAUAAGUUCCUUUUUUCAUCAUGGUCAUACAAAGGAUGUAUACACAAACUUGCCAUCAUGGUCAGAUAUUUGGUUUUGUGGUACUGGUAGGUAGGACAUUUUUGAAAAUCAGCUAAUAUAUAUGCCAUGAAGCGACCAUUUUGGUAUGGAUAUACCUUGAAAAACUAUAAGGAUCUGAGAAUAUGUUAGAUUAACAAGACUCAAAUUGGCACCAGUCCUAUAGUCCUUGCCAAAGUGCACAGUACUUAAGGUAUCAUAAGUACUAGUAGAAAUUUGCCAUUUUUAAGGGUUUUGGUAUAUGUUAUCAUUAUAAGGACAAGUGGAAUAUAAGUGUUAGUUUCUAUCGCUGCUCACAAAUACAUCCACCAGUAGACACCCAGUCAACUGGACUCAAGGGCGUAGAAUUAUAUUGAGUACCCAAAGAAUACUAUGAAUACCCAAAGUGCAUGAUAACAUGUGAGUAAGUACCUGGAGCCCUGAUGAUGGUGUGCCUGUGGAUAUAGCUGUUAAUCUUGGCUGUGAACAAGGCUUUGCUCUGUCAUUGUGCAUAAAGUAUUGUGUGAAAUCAGUAUUUCAUGACUGUCUCAAGAGGCUUCUUAUGUUUUAGAACAUGCGACUUGAAUUAUCUGUGAUAACUUGAAAACAACAAGACUGAACAUGCUGGAGACGUAGUUCCAGAUGUCUGUAUCAAUACAUCAUAUUACUUGGGAGUAAUCAAUCCAAACAGUAUAUUAAUAUUAUUCCAGAAAUCUUUAAACAUUUUAAGUUGUUAUCAAUGUCGCAUGCAGGAUCAUCAUAUGAUCUUCAUGCUUUAUCAAAAUGAAUGUUUGAUUGUGUAAGCAAUGACAAUUCACAAUGUAGUCUUACAGAGUUAUCUCCCUUGGCAGCAGAUGCACAGUCCCAUAAGGGAGCAACCAUUUGAUUUUCAUGGUGGCGGCAGGAUUUUUGUUUAAGAUCAGCAUUUCUUUUUUAAUAUAUGGGAGCUCAAUUAUAUUUUCCAACAUAAACAGAUGCUCAAUUAUUUUUUUUAAAGAAAUAUAAAUACCAAAAUAUAUUCUUUGGAUACUUGUCUGCAUGAAAAGGCCACAGUGUGUUGCAUAUGUAAUUAUUUAGCAGUGAAACAGGAUCAUGAUUACUGUUUAAGACUUUCUCUCUCUUUCAAAAAAGAAAAGGUUAAAUGGUUGCUCCCUAAGCCAUCUUAGCCCUCAUUGUGAGAACUGUUGGAACUACUUUCAUUCCCAUGACUUUCACCACAGGAUAGAUGAGUUAUGAUAUUAAUAGCCCUGUCGCUCAACUUCAACUCAACUGAUUCCUCUGACACAGAACCUAACAGUCACAAGCAGCACUUAAAAAAAUGUUCAAAGUGUUUCUAUUUGCCUUUUACACCAAAUCAAAUUGCAUGUACCAUAUUUCUAUUAAACAUACACUGAGCUGUCUUCAAGAACGACCAACAUGUUAUACAUACUUUACACCGCUGGAUCUGGAACUACUUUAUGUAUUAUCACUACGCAAGUGUUGACUGAGGUGGUAUGCUGGUAGUGGAAUAAGUGUCAGGAGACACAGAUAUGGGAGAACAGCUGGAAGGUCCCUGUUCGACAAAGUGAACUUAGCACCAAGAUGAUCUGGGCACUGUUCCACAAAGCGAUCGUAGCGCUACGACUAUCGUAAGCCAGUGUUAAAGUAUGGGAGUUACGAUCACCUUAGCGCUAAGAUAGCUUUGUGGAACAGGGCCCUGAACACAUCACAGGAUGACAACAGUCGUAGUGCUAAGUUGCUUUGUGGAACGAGGCCCUGGUAAUGACAAUCUCUUGCUAUGCUAAGUAUGUCAUAUAUCUUAUAUAUUCCAUGCUACACUGUUAUAGUCAGUGUAAAGUAUUUGAGAGCAGUUCAACCUAUUAUUGCUAAGGCUAAAAAAAAUAAAAGUCUUGGUUCUCGAGCAUCGCCCGCAUCAUCAUAAAGUUUUCUACACGUUUCAUAUUUAUUUCCAUUUUUUUUUAAAUAUAAAAAAUCCUUAAAUAUUCCAAGUCCAAGGGGAGUCGAAUCCUGUAUUCCAGUAUUUUACUCAUUAGGAAUGUACUUUGAUGUAGUGAAGCCCUUUCCCAGGUUGAUUGUACACAUCUGUUAUUUGGUUGCACAACUGUUUAUUUGCUUACAUACCAGUGUGAACAGACCCCCCCCCAAAAAAAAACAACAAAAAAACCCACUAAAAACAAAACAAACAAAAACAAAAAAGACACCCCCAGCCCACAUUUUCAAAAGCCAGUGCCUGAGAACCAAUUCUUUUAUGUUUUUAAGCCUAAGCAUAUUUUUUUUUUGUUUUUUUUACAUCCAGGGUAACUGGAAAAAUUGUUUGCGAUUUUGGAGUCUCACUGUAAUUAUUGUAUGUGUCAUUUGAUAUCUGUAUAUUGAUUUGCAAGAAAAUGUUGGAUGUUUGUGUUUUGUUUUGCAUACAUUUAGUGCUAUGGUUGUUGUUUGUUUCUGUUCUAGUAACAGUAGCCUGUUUGUGUAGCAACUGAUUCUUGUAAAUAACAACCAAACAACUUACAGGAUGAACUAUGCGUAAUGUAGAUAUCAGUAAUAGUGAAGGCUGUAACAAAUCGAUUAUGAAUUGAACAACCUUGCACACCUACCUUGGGGAAAAAAAUCACUGUAUUUUUGGGUAUCCAUGGCAACUGUUUUCCGUCUCUUUGCAUCACUCCUUACUUUCUCUAACCUUGAAGAUGACUUUUGCAGGAAAUACCAAAAGGGAAAGAAGCUCACCUUUCACUAUAUGGUGAACUGUUAAUAUUCAGUAAUGUAUUUGUUUCAGUGCCAACUGGAAUUAGCCAUAAAUCAAAACUUUAACCAAUAAAUGCUUAUACAUAUUUUGACUGAUAUAUCCAUUGUUCAGCUAAUCUCAAUUUUUCUGGUGGCCCGUUUGAAUUUGUUCAAACUGCUGAUGUUUUUAUCUAGUUUAUUGUACAUAGUUUUCGUCUAAUCAAGUUAAAAAAAGUAAAACAAUAUGUCCAGUGGAUUGAGAAGAGAAGGGUUUAGUGAGGAGGGUACUUAUCUCAGCUCAAUGUUUCCAGUAGACAUUUUGAAUGUUGCAGAAUUAAAAUUUAUUUAUUUAUCCAGGGUCAUCUGUGAAUAUGAAAUAUGAAUGAAUAUGAAAAGUGUUUCGUGUUUCUUAUCUCUCAUCCCGACAUGCGCACUCAAAGGACGGGUUCAGAAGCCUCUCUCGACUUGAAGUUCUCUUCGUUGUUAAAACAAUUCAUUGCUCUAGCUUCCCAUCAAGUCGUUGUAAUAUCCUACUUAAUAUCAAUACAAAUAGAAAUUUCCUAUUUUUCACAAUUAAUUUGUUUGUGCUGUGUUGUAUACCUUCACAGCUCAUUUCAAAUGAUGCUUUGAGUUGUGUUUAGGUGAUUUGUUCUUCGUUUCCAACUCUUUGGUUGCGUUUGGUCAUGUCACUUGUUUUUGUGCCUUUGAUGGUGUUUAUACUGUUUCUAGGGGAGAUCAAAAGUAUUUUGUUUCUGUCAAGGAACAAGAUGGAAGAGUGAUUCAGAAUGUGAUAACAGCCUUACAAAUUUUGCCUUUUCCAAAUCAAAUUGAACUUGCCAAAACCAAACUAAAAACUACAAAACUAUUGAGACAACCCCUAAAUCAGACCAGCUGGGCCUCGUACAAGAAGAGAGAUGACUUUUAACAGAUUGUGUACUUGUAGACAGACAUUCCAUGCUGUGUGAAAUCUAGUCACUUAGUGAUUCACUGUCAUUGAAUCAUAUGUUUCAUCUUGCAUUAGAUGUGUGAGAGAAAGUCUUUGACAAUAUCAUUACUAUUUUGUCACUGAAAAGUAUUCUGUCUCAGAGCUGGGUGCAGAUAUGUGAUCUGAUUGGCUGAUAUUGUAAACAUGGGAAAUUGCUACUUGGAACAAAUUGGUCUUCAGCAACUCAUGCUUGCUGUAAAAGGCGACUUUGCUUGUCGUAAGAGACGACUAACGGGAUCGGGUGGUCAGGCGCGCUGACUUGUGUGAUGCAUGUCAUGGUAUCCGAAUUGCG
Messenger RNA from Haliotis rufescens (red abalone), 6743 nucleotides. RefSeq lists its product as uncharacterized. The coding region runs from base 158 to 1378 and encodes 406 amino acids. NCBI's taxonomy places the organism in Eukaryota, Metazoa, Mollusca, Gastropoda, Lepetellida, Haliotidae. The transcript is spliced from 5 exons. The record is from RefSeq and is a predicted model, not a curated record.